Molecule: messenger RNA, 4001 nt
Organism: Leucoraja erinaceus (little skate)
Lineage: Eukaryota; Metazoa; Chordata; Chondrichthyes; Rajiformes; Rajidae
Product: tudor domain-containing protein 7-like
Exons: 17
Coding region: 253-3684 (1143 amino acids)
Biological process (GO): lens fiber cell differentiation; spermatogenesis; lens morphogenesis in camera-type eye
Source: RefSeq, a predicted model, not a curated record
AGACACCACGGACCAGUUUUGAAAACUGAAGCCUACUUGAGUAGGGAUGUGUAAAGUAUGAAUCCAGUAAACUGAGGAGAAAUGGUCUGAAGUGUCGUCACCGGGAGAACAGAUUUGCAGAGAGUGGAAGUGUUUUGAAAAAAAUUAUGUGUGUAAAGGCAGCGAACGACGCAUCAGCACCAUCUCAGUGACGGACCUCAGUGGCAUGUGAAGGGAGAAAGUUGGCGAAAAUUUAUUGUAAUCGGGUAAAAGAUGUCAGAAGCCGAGAAAGACCUGGUGGCUAAAAUGCUGCGAGCAGUCCUGCAAUCAAGCAAAGAUGGUGUGGCCAUAACAAGGUUGCAGGGUGAAUAUAAGCAACUCACAGGUGAAGUGAUCCCACAUAGGCAGCUUGGAUUUCCCACUCUUGAUAACUACUUGAAAAGCAUUCCAUCAGUUGUGAAGUUUGGAAUGAAUAAAAAUGGAGAGAUUGUUUGCUUUGCUACUGUAAACAGUGAAAUUGCACACAUUGCUAAAUUGGUAGCUCGUCAGAGAACUCCUAAGAGGAGACAUGGUGGACAAACAUUGGUAAAUUCUCAAUUACGAUUAAGACGUGUCCUACCGGCCACACAAAUGGGGAAGCCUACAGAAACUUUAAGACGUCCAGAAUACAUUAACCAGCCGGAUCAAGGAAUCCGGCGGCCAACUAGUGUUGCAAAAGGAAAAGGCAGCAUGCCAGAAACAAAGACUAGCUUGGGAAGAGAGAUGCUUACUACAGAUUCCAAAGUACAAGCACCAGUUGUUGGUCUACUUAAGGAUGUUUCAGUUCGUAAACCUCUAUCUGCUACAGUUAAUAGAUCUGAGAAAAGACCACUUCUGACAUUCCCUCCCAGAUUCCAAAAGGAGCUCCAAGUGCAUUUGGCAAAAAACACUUCAAAUGAACAAAAUGCUGUUUGGAGCGAUGCCGUGGAUACAGGAAAAUAUGAUUCAUCAGCACUUCAGUCAAACCACAAUAGUGAGUUGGUGCAGUCCCGACUGAAAGAGAUCAUGUGCAAAUAUUCCAAUGGAAUUUGGUUCUCAAAAUUGCCACAGUUGUACAGAAAGAUGUUCAAUGAGGAUCUCCAGCAAGAUGUUUUAAAGCAGUUAGAACAAUGGACCCACGUGUGCACAGUUGAAAAGUCGGCACCUAGUGGUGUGGCAGAAUUGCUGCUUUAUCCUCCAAGAAGUGGCCAACAUCAAAGGAACCUGAUUUUCAACCAGAAAUCAAUUGACAAGAAACAGGAACCAUCAUUUACUAAUAAAACCGUAGCUCAAGAAAGAAAACCGAUUGCAGCUAAAAGCUUAGUUUCAAAGAACAUAGAAAUAAAACAAAAAAUCACUGAGCUAUUGCAAAGAUAUAGCAGUGGGCUCUGGGCUAAAGCACUUCCAAAGAUAUUUGAAGAGGCAUAUAAGAUGCAGUUCCCUCAGAAUAUUUUGGAUGAUCUUGAUUGCUUGUCUGACAUUUGCACUGUGGAUUAUGCAGUGUCGGGUGAUCGCAAAAAGGCAAUUCUCUAUGCAAAAAUUAAAAGUGAUGAGCAAAAUGAUAAACCCAAAGAAACAUUUUCUCCUGUGACACCCACUGCACUGGUGAAACCAGAACCAAACAAAGUCAUUGAGGAUCACAUUGAUGUGGGACUUCGUUCAAACAAAAACUCUUCGAAUACUGACCAACUGACAUUAACUGAAAAUGAAACAACUCCAAUUGCUGAGGAAUUUACAAAAAGUUGUUCAAUGCAGCCUACUCCACCUGCACUUAACAUUCCAGCAGAGCAAUUCCCGUCUGUAUUGGUAGUUGAGCUUCAUAACACCGAAGCUGUUAUCAGAUACAUUGGCCCAGAGUAUUCUGGAGCGCUUGAGCAAAUGGAAGAUUCCAUGAAAGAGUACUACACCUACACUGUUGACCUAAUGCCAUUGAGUUCACCAAAUGUAGGGCAACUUGUGGCUAUUGGUGCUGAAGAGGACGCCUGGUUAAGAGCACAGAUUGUUGCUAUGGAAGCAGAGAAAGUCAAGGUGUUCUUCGUGGACCAUGGGUUUAAUGAGGUUGUUGACAAGGCCAAGUUGUACAAGCUAGAUCGAAGAUUUUGCUCCUUGGCCUUUCAGGCUGCUAAGUGCAAACUGGCAGGUCUUGAAGCGUUCUGCAAAGAGCCAUGUGUAUUGGAAUCCUUUGAACUCCUGGCUAGUGGAAAGAUAUUGCUAAUGGAAAUCUUAGAAAGGAGCGAGGUUCCACUUGUUCUUUUGUAUGACACUUCGGGGGAUGAUGAUUUUAACAUCAAUACUGCAUGCCUGAAGGCUUUAUAUGACAAGAUACUUGGACUGAAUUUGAAGGAAAAUGGUGUAUACCUCAACGUAGUCGUUACCAACGUCUGUUCAGAUGGGACCAUCUACUGUCAAGUGCCCUCAAAGGGUUGGACCCAGCUCAAUGCCUUACUUGAAAAAGUUGAGCAAUAUUUUAACUACCGGCAAAUCACAUCGGAAUAUUUUGUCUCAUUACCUUUUUGUGGUAAGCGCUGUUUAGCACGAUGGCGAGGAAAGUGGACACGAGUGGAGAUUACCAAUGUACAUGGCACACGAGUUGUGGAUAUUAUAUUUUUGGACACUGGAAUAGUUGCAUCUGUUGCUGUAACGGAGCUAAGAGAAAUUCCGCCUCCAUUUCUGCACGACUCUGUUUCCAUACCACCUCAGGCUAUUAAAUGCUGCUUGGCAGAUCUCACGUUUAACAUUGGCAUGUGGACACCUGAUGCAGUAUUGUGGCUUAGAGACACCGUGUUAAAUUGCUCUGACUGCAGUAUUAAGAUUGUGAAAGUUGAUGAUACCAAAGGACUAGUUCAUAUUUACUUGUUUACUUCGAAAAAUUUCCCAAAUCCUGAACGUAGUAUUAACCAUAAAAUAACAAAUGCAGAUCUGUGGAAGCACCGGAAGGAUGUUUAUCUGGGCGUCGAACGAAGUUCUACUGGCUUUCCAAGCAAUAAAGGUGAUGCAAACAUUGCAUCAGAGUUUGAAACUAAAACCUCAGUGAAGGACUUUGGUAUUGCACCAAUCAAAAUGGUUGCCCCACACGUUAUACACAAUGCCCUUCCAUCUCCAUUCGUCUUGCCACAGCCUGGGGAGCACAUGGAUGUCUUCAUUUCUGUAGCUUGUCAUCCAGGCCACUUUGUUUUCCAGCCUUGGCAGGAACUGUACAAGUUAGAGGUUCUCAUGGAAGAAAUGAUACUGUUUUACUCCAGUACCGAAUGGCAGUGUAUAUCAGUCGAAAAGAACAAAAUAUUUGUGGCUCAGCUGGAUAACAAGUGGUAUCGUGUGCUGGUGAAAGGGAUUCUUACAAAUGGUUUGGUGUCUGUAUAUCAGUUAGAUUACGGCCGGCAUGAGCUGGUGAGCUGUAGGAAGGUGCAGGCGCUGGUACCACAAUUCCGUCAGUUACCUUUCCAAGCCAUUACAGCACAGUUAGCUGGUGUGAAAUGUGAACAAUGGUCAGAGGAAGCAUCGAUUGUUUUCCGUAACCAUGUUGAGAGGAAGCCUCUAGUGGCCCAAAUACAAACUGUUCAGGGUAGUGCAAAUCCCUGGGAUCGAAAAGUUGUGACUUACUUGGUGGACACAUCCCUUCCAGAUACAGAUGUCUGGAUACAUGAUCUGCUGACGGAAUAUCUUGCAGAGCUGUCAAAAGCUGCAUAAUCAUUGUUUACCUUAACAUUUUCAAAGUAACUUUAAUUUCUGACCAUUAGCAAUAACUGAUUUGAAAGCACAACACAAUCUAGUUUGCUGUUAUUUACAAGGUUUCAAAAUAUCUUGAAUGGUAUGAUGGUGAUGCUAUAAGAUUUGAAAGCCUCAUGCUUUUUCUGUAAAAAAAUAUAUAACAAUGAUUUGUUUGUUCACUUACAAUGUUUGGAUUACUGAAGGAAAUGUGUUCAUUGAAAAUGUGCUAUUGGUUUGCCACCAGCCAUGUAUUUGAAGUGAAGGGUUGUGGAGGAAUAAUAAACUAAUUAAUCAUU